Messenger RNA from Aureobasidium musti, 204 nucleotides. Lineage: Eukaryota; Fungi; Ascomycota; Dothideomycetes; Dothideales; Saccotheciaceae. The record is from the annotation of a GenBank genome assembly.
AUGUCUUCCCCCCAUUGGAUGGCUUCUUCUCCUCCACCACCAGUUCCUGCUGCGGAGGAGGCCUCAGAUCCAAUGGCUAAGCCGACUCUGCAACUUUCAUCUUUACCACCCAUAUUUGUCUCGGAAUCUCAUCUGGACACCUGCGAGCUACAUGAACUGGAAGAUGAUGUCGUUGAAGCUGGAGGCUUGCUUUCUACGACCUAA